CUUACGUAAGUAUUUAGCGAAGUUACCGAGAUUAGGGACGGUCUGUGUUUGGGAAAUCAGUUUAAAAUUGGCUAGAGCUUAAAAUAAGUGAAUCUUUAGGGAUCAGUCAUGUCUACAGCUGAUGUAGCAGAAAAGCCCUUAGUUGGAACGGUUGAUAUCGUCCUGUUUGCUUCAUUCAUCGGCGUUUUAUUGUAUUGGUUUUGUGGACGCAAAAAGAAAGCAGAGACUGCCGCUCUCACACAGAAGUUGGUCUUAGCGCCGACUACCAAGAUUUCUCAAGAUGAUACAAGUUUUAUUGGAAAAAUGAAAAAAUCUGGAAAAUCAUUAGCAAUCUUCUAUGGUUCGCAAACUGGGACAGCAGAAGAGUUUGCCGGCCGCUUAUCAAAAGAUGCUCAACGUUAUGGAUUAAAAGCUCUUGUCUUGGACCCUGAAGAAUGUGACAUAGAGGAACUUGCUCGCAUGGGAGAAAUAGAGAAUUCAAUGGCGAUAUUUGUUAUGGCUACAUAUGGUGAAGGAGAUCCUACAGAUAAUGCUCAAGAGUUCUAUGAAUGGUUACAGAAUGACAGGGAUGACCUGGAUUGCCUUAGUUAUGCAGUCUUUGGCCUUGGUAAUAAAACCUAUGAACAUUACAAUGCAAUGGGGAGAUUUGUGGACAAACGGCUGGAAGAGAUGGGGGCUGUAAGAGUAUUUGAGAAGGGAGAGGGAGAUGAUGAUGGAAAUUUGGAAGAAGACUUUGUACGAUGGAGAGAAGCAUUCUGGCCUGCAGUUUUAAGCAAAUAUAACAUUGAUGUCAGAGAAAUCAAGAGGAGACUAUCUUCUUGUAUUGAUCGACAAUUCAGACUUGAAAUUCUUAAGGAUUUUCCAGAGGACAAAAUUUAUACUGGAGAAAUGAAUAAACUGAAAUCGUACAUCACUCAAAGACCGCCCUUUGAUGCUAAGAACCCAUUCAUGGCUAAGGUUCUAGUGAAUCGGGAACUGCACAAAGCUGGUGAACGAUCCUGUAUGCACAUUGAACUUGAUAUCACUGGCUCCAAGAUCAAGUAUGAUGCAGGAGACCAUGUCGCUGUUUAUCCCAUGAAUGAUCCAGAACUUGUGGAGAAACUAGGAAACCUCUUGAAUGUGGAUCUUGACGCAGUGGUUUCACUGAACAAUACAGAUGAGGACUCACCUAAGAAACAUCCUUUUCCUUGCCCCACAACAUAUCGAACUGCCUUGCUGCACUAUGUAGACAUUGCCAGUGUAGUAAAGACUCAUGUGUUGAGAGAACUAGCAGAAUAUGCCAAGGAUUUUGAACACAAGGAGUUCCUCAUGAACAUUACUGAUACAACAGAGGAGGCAAAGAAACAAUAUCAAGAUUGGGUUCUUACUCCACACCGGCAUGUUGUAGCUGUCUUAGAAGAUCUUUCCUCUCUCAAGCCACCUCUUGAUCACUUGUUGGAGCUUUUACCUCGAUUGCAGUGCCGUUACUACUCGAUAUCAUCAUCACCAAAGGUAAGAAGUGGCAACCUUUAUUCUUCAGGAAAACAAAUUGGUGACAUGGAGUUGUUCUUUGGCUGCCGCAAAAAAAGUGAAGACUACAUCUAUGAGGAUGAACUGUCGUCAUAUACACAAGAUGGUACCAUUUCAAAAUUGCAUGUGGCUUUUUCCAGAGAUCAGGAGAAGAAGGUCUAUGUUACCAAUCAAAUGACAGAGAAUAAGGAGAAUAUUUGGAACAUAUUAAAUAGUGGAGGCCACAUCUAUGUUUGUGGUGAUGCUCGAAACAUGGCACGUGAUGUGCACAACAUACUGCUGACAAUCGUCAAGGAAAAUGGUAGCAUGUCUGAAAAUGAGGCAGCUGAUUAUGUAAAGAAACUCAGUGCAAAGGGAAGAUACUCAGUCGAUGUUUGGAGCUAAAUUGUAGAUAACCAGCCAUUCCUAUUGCAACAUGGAAUGUAUGACUAUUUUUUCAACACAGAAGGAUAAACAUCAUACGUGCUUCUUUUUUUUUUGUUUUGUUUUUUUUUUUAAUAUAGUUUUUUGCUAGAUUUGAAACGAUUAGGAAAUUGUUUUGAGGAAUUUUAUUUACGUUCCAAGAGCACUCUCUAAGUAUGUUAGCCCUUUAACCCCUAAGAGUGAUCAGCAUUCAGUCUCUCCUUGCAAUGUCAUCCCUAAAUUCAAUGUGAAGGUCAUAAGAAUGAGGAAAUGAUCACCAAGUGAAAAAGCUUGUGAUUGUGGAACAUGUUCUCCUUGUUAGGUCCUGAGGAAAUGUAUAGGGAACUGUAUGGAGAAUAUGCAUACUGAUGUUAGGGUGUGAAGGGUUAAGCCAAAUUAUUCUUUUGUUAAUUUAGAUAUGAGGCACAUACAGGUUUGCACAUACUUUUCAAAAAUAUAUGAAAUAAAUAAUAUUUAAACCAGGUCCUGUGGAUGAUGUGUGACAAAUUGAUCUUACUCAAAGGUAAACUUCAAUGAAAAAAAUUAUUGCUGUAAAAAGGAACUCGGGCUUUGCUGGGGCCAGAAUUUGUGUAAGGCAGAAUUUCCUUUUCGCAGUUUACCUGGUAGAAUUGCAAAAGCUCAUUUUAAAGAAAUCUAAAGAUCUUGAUUCUUUUUGCUUUCAUGCAAUUUUUCUGAUGAAUACCUCUGAAGUCAAAAUUUCACAUCCAAUUGAAAUCUUGAGAAAACAAUUCUCUUUUCUUAGAGCAAGAAGUGUUAACCCUCAGAAAUUUUCCAAUAGUAUUUUUCACAAAAGAAUUAGUUAGUCAGUUGCCUGUAUUUAUAAGGAAUAGAAGAUGUUAGGACACAUGCAUGCUGGAAAGGACACAUUUUUCUGCAGUUUGAAGGGCAGGAAAGUUCAAAGAUAUACAAAUCAGAGCAUGACUGGAGUUGAAGCAUGUUUUUUGAACAAAAAUUUUUAAGGUCCAAGAGAACUUUGAGUGUGAAAAUUUUCCUAAUGAGCAUAUUUUAAGAUGAUGUCUAAACUGGCUGAAUCACUCUGCUCACAAGAAGUUUACAUAAACUGUUUAGGGGCAAUUUGUCACCUGAACUGUUGCAAAAUUUCCAAUUUGAUGUUGAGUUAAUGAUUAUAUAUAUUUAAUCUGUAUCAAAAUAAACAGUCCAUGAGAGAGUGAUGUAGUGAGGUAGUGAUUUAGUGAUACAGUUGUUGGGUAGCUAACUGAAUAAACUGCAUUCUCAGAAAUUAGGGGAUGAAGUCCCUUUGAACAAGGAAAUUCCAAACUCUUACUUUAUUAUAUGUAAUUCCUUUGGUACAACAGACCCAAAAUUGCCCUUUGUACUUGCCCAAAACACCAGUGAAUCAACACCCAGUUUGGCUACAUUUAUCCCAUUUAUCCCUUUCAAUCCCAAGAUCUCAAUUAGAAAUUCUCCCUUUAAGUGUGAUAUACAUUUUCCAUGAUUUUAUUUCAGAGAAUUUGGCAUCAGAUCAAAAAGUAAUCCCCUAGUUGAUAUUUCACUUCAUUCUCAUCACUUAUGUGUGUGAUAUAGCAUUGAAGUUGUUGGGAGAAAUUGUGUCUUGAUCACUAGGUGAUGGGAAAGGGUCAACUCCUCUAAGCAACAUCAUCUUGUAAAUAAAUUGUAAGGUACAAAACAAUAAAAAUAAUGACCUAUUUUA
Molecule: messenger RNA, 3604 nt
Organism: Pocillopora damicornis (cauliflower coral)
Lineage: Eukaryota; Metazoa; Cnidaria; Anthozoa; Scleractinia; Pocilloporidae
Product: NADPH--cytochrome P450 reductase
Biological process (GO): response to hormone
Cellular component (GO): cytosol
Molecular function (GO): flavin adenine dinucleotide binding; NADPH-hemoprotein reductase activity; FMN binding
Source: RefSeq, a predicted model, not a curated record